AUGGGGCUACAGAAUUUUCGUGCGAUUAAACAAGAGCCACGCUAUGAGGCCGCCGAAGCAGCCGAAAUGCAUGAACUUCAGAACAUCGCCUCGGACGUUUCAAUACGCCAAACGAAGAGCAAGAGGCAGAAGAAAUGGCGAGUCUGGCAUGCCGCUGCAUGGCUUGUGUUGCUAUGCGUCGGGGGACCUGUUCUCUUGAAAAGUCUAUCAACAAAAUAUCUAUUGGGAAUUCGGACGUAUAGCGGGACUGGGGUACAAAGCUCUUCACUGCCCUGCGACGUGCACCAACCUUGGACAUCGUGGUCGACAUUGUUUGAAAUCAAUAUCAGGACAGGACCUUUAUCUUUCACCUCUGCCAAGGUUAUUGAUAUUGCUUUCGACGUGCUUGUAGGACGUGCAGGGCAGGCAUGUCUGGCUUGGAUAGCAUACAGAGUGUACACUGAUACCCUGAUGCGUAUUGCUGAGAGUGAGCAGGUACGCUUGGAUCUAUUUGCCGCAAUCUCACUCUCCCCCAAUAGUUUUGCAACUAUUGGCAUUACUGCUAGAUCUGUUGCCUCGGCCAAAAAGCUGUGGACUAAAUUUACACUGAUCUGGGCAGUGCUGGCCAUGUUGUACGUCUUGAUAUUCCCGACUUUGGUUUCCGCAGCCACCUCGCUCGUUGGUGCAACUGUCAGAUCAGUACAGCUCGCCAACCAAGGUACCGCACCAAUUGCCGAUUACCUCGCAAGUGCCGCGUAUUCCUUCGCCGACACCGGUUUAGACAAGCCAAACCCCUGGAGUGUGCCUGUCGGUAACACCAGCGCCUUGGGCGAAUUUGGAAACCCGUUUUGCCAGAACUUUUUUCUUUUUAGCCCACACUCCUACGGUGGGAUGUCAGGAAGGGCUGUUAACAUAAACAACAAAGCCUACACCUUUAACGAAACCACCAAGCUGGCAUGCGGAUUCUCCUACGGAGGAGAGUUCAACAUAGCCAAGGGAGAUAAUAUUGGGCGCACCAACAAACUUGAGGAACUCACUUCACGUCCGAUAGUCUGUUUGCCGAACGGGAAUAAAUACCAAUGGGGCGCUUCCUGGGAGCUCUUGAUCGUGAUCAUUGUCCUCCAGAUUGUUUGGUCCGCUAGCUUGCUUUUGAUAUGGGCAGAGGUAGCAACACACAGUCCGCUCGUGAAACAAGGCAGGAAGAUGGGCUUAUGGAGGGCGGUACUUGAUUUGGCUAGGCCAUUACAGGGCCGUUUGGGUUCCAAUGAUGGCGUCUACGACCAGAAACAGCUGAGAAAGAUGGUCGAAAAUAUGCCACCCGUACGUUAUGAGGUGAAGGGUGACGGACUCGAAGAUGAAGGGAGUCGCAAGGACGUGCAUCUGGUCUCUUAUCUUGAUGAUAGUUCUAGGUUACCUUUUACGCAGCAGUCCUCUUAA
Molecule: messenger RNA, 1416 nt
Organism: Glarea lozoyensis ATCC 20868
Lineage: Eukaryota; Fungi; Ascomycota; Leotiomycetes; Helotiales; Helotiaceae
Exons: 1
Coding region: 1-1416 (471 amino acids)
Source: RefSeq, a predicted model, not a curated record